This is a messenger RNA of Besnoitia besnoiti, 375 nucleotides long. Its product is annotated as cytochrome b6 subfamily protein. Lineage: Eukaryota; Apicomplexa; Conoidasida; Eucoccidiorida; Sarcocystidae. Gene Ontology annotation, biological process: respiratory electron transport chain. Gene Ontology annotation, cellular component: membrane. Bases 1 to 375 code for a protein of 124 amino acids. Gene Ontology annotation, molecular function: cytochrome-c oxidase activity. The record is from RefSeq and is a predicted model, not a curated record. The transcript is spliced from 2 exons.
AUGACAUUCACUUUGGUAGUCGCCUUCUUAAUGUUAGUCUGUACGGAAUACUUAGGACUAUCUCUUUAUAUUAAUGAUAAUGCAUUUGGUAAUGGACUUUUCAUCUUAACUGGUAUACAUUUUAGCCAUGUUAUUGUUGGAGCUAUCCUUUUUGUUCCCUAUCUACCAUAUUAUCUAAUUGGUUUAAUUUUCUUACAAACGGCUUUUGGUUUGAUUGAAUUAUCGCACCCAGAUAACUCCAUACCAGUGAACCGGUUUGUAACUCCGCUUCAUAUCGUACUUGAAUGGUACUUUUUAGCAUAUUAUGCGGUGUUAAAAGUAUUCCAUCCAAAAACCGGUGGUUUGUUAGUAUUUAUGUUAUCAACAUGUCAAUGA